Ruditapes philippinarum (Manila clam) is the source of this 979-nucleotide messenger RNA. RefSeq names its product serine/threonine-protein kinase PRP4 homolog. Lineage: Eukaryota; Metazoa; Mollusca; Bivalvia; Venerida; Veneridae. The annotation marks the transcript as partial. The record is from RefSeq and is a predicted model, not a curated record. The transcript is spliced from 2 exons.
GGGAGGUAAAUCUAGAAGAGACAGCAGCAGUGAUGGUUCAGAUGUAGAUGUUUCACAAAGAUAUGGGAUGGAAACUGGUAAUGGGGGCAAUCGCGAUCUGGAAAAAAUUGGUUUGAGAGACCGGAUCCGGAAAAGACAGCCCAAAAAAGAACGUGUGCCAAGCAGAGGUCACCAGGGGUAUGACUCCUCAUCUGAAGAGAGAGAAAUAAACGAUCAACGUCACAAUGACAAUAACGAGGAUUCUGAGUCUGAAACAGAAAAGCUUGGUAGAGCGGCAUUAGCUUCACGCUCCACAAGAACAGUUCAGCUGAAGAAAGGAUCUCAAUCUCGUAAGGUACAAGUGAAGAGAGGCGAUGCCUUGGAUUCAGAAUUGGAGAAAGAAGCCUCGAAGAAACAUUCAAGGUCAUCUAAAAAUGAAUCAAGGAGAAAUGUUACUGCUUCAAGUAAAUUGGUUGAACAAAAGAAGGCUCCUGUAGCGAGGGAAAGACACCAGAAGUUUAGGUCUCCCUCUUCUUCACCAGAACCGCCUCCAAGAAGAGGUCAAAGGUCAAGAUCAAGAUCACCAGUUAGAAGUAGAUGGUCAUCUUCUGCUGCAUCACCUGUACAGACAAAAAGGUCAAAGUCAAAAUUACCAGUAAGGAAACGUAAAUCACCUUCACCUAUAGGGUCAAAGAGGUCACCAUCAAGGUCACCUGUGAGGAAGAGGUUAUGGCUAUCUGCUAGACGUCUGUCUAGAAAAUCUAGGUCAAGCUCUAGGGAGGACAAACGUAGAAAUUGCUCAAGUAGUUCUAGAAGUAGGUCAAGGUCAAGAGAAGAGAAGCCUAGGAAGAUAAGGUCAGAGAUUGAAGAUACGGUUACUGUAAUGGAAGACGGGGAUAGAACAUGCUUUGCUUGUCAAGCAAAAAAUGAGACAGUUUCCUUUGACCAUCCUCUUUUUAAGGCCAGGAAAAUUUGCUUAAAAUGUAAGGUAAGUUGAUAA